CGCCAACUUCUCCUAAUUAGCAUACUUGAGCCACACCCAAUUUUGCCAUAUUCCCGACCAUCAUCACUCCUUUCUGGCUCGGGACAUUUAAGGACUUCGUCGACGAUUACAUCGACACCCAAAUACCUCAGCUAAUCGCAGCUCAUUACCGCCUUGGUUACAUCCCACCCUUCUCCGGUCUCUCCCAUUCACCCGCAACGUGCGUUACCUCGCUCACAUCUUUCUCGACCAAUCUCCUUCUGGUCAACCUUUCGCACGCUUCACUGGCUCCUCUCCGAGCAAAGACUGCGUCUCAAUCAUUGCGACAACCGAGAUUAACACUACUUCCGCAUUGCGACAACGCCAAUGGCACGUUUUCGGUUGCCAAUCGCCCUGCUAUCCCUCGCCCUGCUCGCCGCGCACUCCGUUCUCGCACAAUAUGGCACAUAUGACUACGGCUUUGACGCAGCAAAGCUCAUAAAGCGCCAGCUCGCGUCGCAAGAACCGGUGCCAGUAGUAAGGGGAGCAGAGGGCGGGGAGACAAUUCGACUGCGACAAGAAGUCCGUCAGCUCGAGCAGGACAAAGAGCUAUGGACGCUCUACAUCCUGGGGCUCAGUCUGAUGCAGUUCACCGACCAGUCAUCGCCGGUGUCGUGGUACGGGAUUACUGGGAUACACGGCAUACCUCACCAAACCUGGGGCGGUGUGACUCCAACUCCCGGAAAUGAGGAAACAGGAUAUUGUACUCACUCCUCGAUCCUCUUCCCGACAUGGCAUCGCCCUUAUCUUGUCCUCUACGAGCAAGUACUUUACAACCUGAUCCAGAACAUUGCCAAAUGGUGGCCCGAAGGCGAACCACGAGAACGAUACCAGGCGACUGCACUCCGGUUCCGCAUACCCUACUGGGAUUGGGCUUCCAGCCCGCCUUCUGGACAGAGCGUUCUGCCUCUUAGUGUUGGCGGGAGCCCGUACGUGGAUGUGAACGGUCCCAGUGGCGUGCAGAGAAUUGCCAACCCUUUGUUCAGUUACUCCUUCAAGCCGCUGAAUGCUACUGCCUUUCUUCAGGAUCCGUGGGAUAUAUGGACAGUCACUCUCAGAAGCCCCACUACCAGCGAUAACAAGGCGCAAUCCAACAACUCCCUCGUGGCCAUGAACUUUGACCAAAAUCUCGACUCACUCGGACAACGUCUCUACAUCCUUUUCUCCAACUAUGGCAACUACAGCACCUUUAGCAACAACGCCUGGAUACCCUACAUCAAUAAUGGCUCCUUCGACUCCCUCGAAGCCAUCCACGACACUGUACACAACCUAGCCGGCGGCGGCGGACUAGGCCAACCCAACGCUCAAGGCGGCCACAUGGCCUACAUUCCCUACUCCUCUUUUGAUCCCAUAUUCUUCCUUCAUCAUGCCAUGGUCGAUCGCAUCUUCGCCAUCUGGCAAUCCUUGUACCCAACCAGCUAUGUCACCCCCAUGCAAGCCUACAUCGCAUCCUAUACCACGUCCCGAGGCGAGUUCCAAAACGCCGCCACCCCUUUAACACCCUUCUUCUUUAACGAGAACGGCACGUUUUGGACGUCGGACAUGGUCCGCGAUCAUACGAGGUUUGGAUACAACUACCCCGAGCUGGCGGGAGUGUCGGGUAGUGUACCGAACAGCCAGAGCCGAGCUCUGUCCAGGAGGGCAAGGGGAAGGGUGAUGGCAGCGAUCAACCGCCUCUACGGUCCAUCUACUCCCUCGAGUCUCUACCGCAAGGAAUUGCGAGCCGGAAGACUGGGACCAGGAAAGAAGGUCCCCGGCAAUCUACCAGCGGGAAGGGUCUUUAGCGGUAAUGGACAGUACAGGGAGUGGAUAGCAAAUGUGAAGGUGAAGAAACAAGCCUUGAAUGGGCCGUUCUUCAUCCAUUUGUUUCUUGGGGAAGCACCGAAAGACCCGAAAGAGUGGGCGUCCGCGAAGAAUCAUGUCGGGUCGAUGGGGGUCUUUGCUUCUGAUGAGAGGUAUGGGGAGAGUAAGAUGGAUGGGAUGGAUGAAGUUAUGGUGUCGGGGACCGUGCCGUUGACUAAGGCGCUGGUUGAGAAGGUGAUGAGGACGGGAAAGUUUGGUGUCGCAACCGGGGGAGGUGGUAGUAAAGGUAGAAGCGUCGGUGGUCGUUUCGUUGGCUUUGGAGGAGACGUCGGCGCCGGUUUCAGGGGUGAAGGAGAAAGAGAAGGAGAAGGAGAAGAUGGAGAGUGGGAAGUACAGGAGGUGUUGAGGAGUCUGGACCCCAAAGAUGUGGAACCGUUCCUGAGGAGAAAAUUGGUGGUGAAUAUCGUCAAGGUGGAUGGAAAGGUGGUGAUGCAUGGGAGUUAUGUGGAGGGGCUGGGGAUUCAUGUGGUUAGUUCGAUGGUGAGGGCGGCGAGGGUUGAGGAGGAAUUGCCGGCAUGGGGCGAGGCGGAGGGAGGCUUUGAUGUUGUUUGAAUGUGAAGUGGUGAGGGUUUCAGGGAAGAAAAGGGAGGCUUUGCUAUGACAUUUGUAGUCGCUAUGUAUUUGUAUGACCCUGGCUGAGGGCAAGACGUUGGUUUCUUUGCUAGAUUAUGGUGAGGUAAUGGCCCUUUGGGUGUAAUAGCAGCUGAGGUUAAUGACAUGGAGUGGUUAUCCAAUGAGGAGGCCCAGUAAAUAUCUGGUGAUCAGACAGUGUAUCAGUAGUUAAUACACUGG
This is a messenger RNA of Neurospora tetraspora, 2673 nucleotides long. RefSeq lists its product as uncharacterized. NCBI's taxonomy places the organism in Eukaryota, Fungi, Ascomycota, Sordariomycetes, Sordariales, Sordariaceae. The transcript is spliced from 4 exons. The record is from RefSeq and is a predicted model, not a curated record. Gene Ontology annotation, molecular function: oxidoreductase activity. Bases 346 to 2433 code for a protein of 695 amino acids.